AUGCAAACUGGUGCCCUAUUCGCACUUUCCCGUAUAAUUCUCAGUCCCGGGCUUUUUUUAUCGCUGUUGACAGAACAAGACUACCAUCACCGGUCUAAUAAAUGGUUUUCUGCUUAUAGUCUAUUCAUUGCGCCUCGACAGCAAGGCUGCCCCGGCAUUUCAGAGUUUGACCAUGGUGAGCCAUCGCCGGAAUCUGCCUCCACCCCUACUAGACACUUCAUGGGCUCGUUUCCAGCCGAUACCCGCGAGGGGAAAGAUCUAUCCACCGACCUCCAACGUGAGCUUUGGGCCGUAUCGGCACAGAAUUGGCUGGAGGUAAUAAGCAAGCUGGAAGCCGGGCUGCGAAAUGAUAUCGUCAGGCUGUUCAAGUACGUCACGGACUGGCAGAAGACGAUGAAAGAUUUAGCGAAAAAGAGGCGUCAAACUCAAAAGUGGUCACGCUAG
Messenger RNA from Botrytis porri, 444 nucleotides. RefSeq lists its product as uncharacterized. The record is from RefSeq and is a predicted model, not a curated record. NCBI's taxonomy places the organism in Eukaryota, Fungi, Ascomycota, Leotiomycetes, Helotiales, Sclerotiniaceae. The transcript is spliced from 3 exons. Bases 1 to 444 code for a protein of 147 amino acids.